UGUUAUAUUGACCUUUGAAACCAUUAUUCUCAAGGUAAUCCCUUCAUCAGUGAUCACUACCAAGGUUGUCCCUUCAUCACUGGUCACUACCAAGGUUAUCACUUCAUCACUGGUCACUGCCAAGGUUAUCACUUCAUCACUGGUCACUGCCAAGGUUAUCACUUCAUCACUGGUCACUGCCAAGGUUAUCCCUUCAUCACUGGUCACUGCCAAGGUUAUCCCUUCAUCACUGGUCACUGCCAAGGUUAUCACUUCAUCACUGGUCACUGCCAAGGUUAUCCCUUCAUCACUGGUCACUGCCAAGGUUAUCACUUCAUCACUGGUCACUGCCAAGGUUAUCCCUUCAUCACUGGUCACUGCCAAGGUUAUCACUUCAUCACUGGUCACUGCCAAGGUUAUCACUUCAUCAGUGAUCAACAAUUCCAUUAUUCCUUUUUUUUUGUUAUUUGUUUUGCCAAU
This is a messenger RNA of Procambarus clarkii (red swamp crayfish), 459 nucleotides long. Lineage: Eukaryota; Metazoa; Arthropoda; Malacostraca; Decapoda; Cambaridae. The record is from RefSeq and is a predicted model, not a curated record.